Molecule: messenger RNA, 1589 nt
Organism: Danio aesculapii
Lineage: Eukaryota; Metazoa; Chordata; Actinopteri; Cypriniformes; Danionidae
Product: olfactomedin-4-like
Exons: 5
Coding region: 55-1443 (462 amino acids)
Biological process (GO): signal transduction
Source: RefSeq, a predicted model, not a curated record
AAACCUGAUCCUUAUUUUCGAGACUACAGGAUCCAAAUCAUUCUCAUCUCAAACAUGAGUCAGUCAAACGUCUUCAUUUUGCUGGUCUGCAUUCCUCUCAUUUUAUCACAGUCAGUGAAAGGCCAGGACUGUGUGUGUGACCUUCAAUAUUCAGAUUCUGAUUUCCCUGAGAAUAAACUCGACAACGUUGAGCUCACUGCUUCACAAUGCACUGGAAACAUCACUUCAGAAAAGAUGACAGAGAUCGACAGGCUUGUGUUGGGUCUACAACACCGCAUCUGGCAGCUUGUGGACAAUGUGUCCAUGCUGGAAAAAGAAGACAACGGAAAUCUGUAUGCAGCUGUAUCUCUGCGCAUUAUUGAAUUAGAGUUAGCAGAGAUUCAAGACCUUCUGGACAAACUCAACAAAACAACCAACAACUACCAGCAGCUCAGUGUAGAGACUGCAGCAGAGCUUCAGGAUAUGGAGGAAACUAUGGAGGAACUGGAAAGGUUUGACCACUCACAGGUAAUGGUGAAACAGCGUGAGAACCAGCGUAUUAGGAGAGAUCUAGAACGGUGCAAAAAUGUGCUCAACAGUACAUCACCACCCCCUACAAUUUCCCCAGGUCACUGUGGUCUGGGUCACUUGGUGAAUGUAUCUGGACCUAAAACGUACUCGCUCACAGUGUAUGGAACGUCCUAUACUUUUGGUGCUUGGGGUCGAGAUGCAAAUCCUGCUCCAGGAGACGAGAACAAAUACUGGCUGGUGGUGCUGUCAAGUAGUAAUGUAUUUGGGAACUUCAUUCGCCAGUAUAGUAGUCUCAGUACUUUUAUAUUAGGUAUAGUACCAACAGAUACAUAUAUAUCAAGCUCAAAUCCUACAACAAACACAAUUCAGGGUCCAAACAUGGUCAUGUAUGCCAACGCGCUCUACUAUAACUGCUACAAUAUAUACUCUGUCUGUCAGUUCAACCUGACCACUAAAACUGUCAGUACUGUGGCUUUACCCAAUGAUGCAGGUUAUAACAACAAGUUUCCAUUCGCACAUCUCGGCACAACAUACGGCUACACAGACAUGGAUUUUGUCACAGAUGAAUCAGGCGUCUAUGUUAUAUACGCAACCACAAGCAACUUUGGAAAUGUGGUGAUCAGUAAAGUUGAGACUAGUAACCCGCCUGUUUUGGGCCAAACUUGGUCCACUUCUCUUCACAAAAAGACCAUCACGAACACUUUCAUGGUCUGUGGUGUGCUUUAUGCGACUCGAUACCUGGAUCAAGUAACAGAAGAGAUCUUUUACUCUUACGACACCAAAACCAACAAAGAGCGCUAUGAUUUGAGAAUUAACAUUAAGAAGAUGCAGGCUAAUAUUAAGUUUAUGAAUUAUGACCCCAGGGAUCAUUUGCUGUAUGUUUUUAAUGAUGCCUACAUUGCGACUUAUGAAACCAAGUUUGAGAGAGUUUAAGAUGAACAAUAUCCUGCCUUUUAUUCUCCACUAAAUGUAAUGAUUUGACACAUUUGGUAUGUAUGUUUAAUAUGUUUUGUAAGUGGAAAAUCUUUUUGAUAUGUAUCACACAACUUGGUGCUUUGAAUAAAGAGAAAGUGAAAAUA